Messenger RNA from Phytophthora megakarya, 2136 nucleotides. NCBI's taxonomy places the organism in Eukaryota, Oomycota, Peronosporomycetes, Peronosporales, Peronosporaceae. The record is from the annotation of a GenBank genome assembly.
AUGGACGACGCUCUGACCGAUAUCGCUCCUCGAAAGGAACCUAAACGCCGGAUCCAAGCGCCGAUACCCACCGUAGAUCGAGAAGAGAAAUUAUGGGUGGUCAGAUUGGGCUAUUUCGAGAGCCUCACCGUGAACGAAGCAGAAUACAACGUCCUGAUCCUGGGACUCGACAUGCUAGAGAGCCUAGAUCGCAGACGCCUGGUGGUCUGCGGUGAUUCCAACCUGGUGAUCCGACAAGUACGGGGCGGGAUCGACUGCAAAGCACCCGGGCUGACGCUAAUAAAACAGAAGGCCCUCGAUCGCCUGAGGCAAUGGAUCAAUCAUGAACUAGUGCAUGUGAAGAGAGACUGGAAUGGGAGUGCAGACAGGCUAGCGAGCGCCGCUUUGCAACGCCAAGGCGGGAUCGAGGUCCAAGGAGGGUCCAAAUACCAUGAUCUGGUCACCCUGAACCGGUUGGACGAAAUCCUGAUUCCCAAGACCGAAACCCCGGUGGUGCGAGUUGCGGCGGUCACCACCCGAGCUUUUCGAAUCACCCUCGGGAGUCACGCACAAGGACCGGAUCCGGGAGAUGUGGGUCGAUCGGAUCAGGCAGGCCCAGGAGGAGGAAGUCUGGAUCGCAGGUAUGAAAAGUAUCUGAGUGGCUCGAUCGCUGACCUCACGCAGGCAGAAGCGAGAUCGUACGGCAAGAUCGCGACUGAUUAUGAGGUGGACAAGCAAGAUCUACUCUUCUACUGCCCUCCCACGCCGAGAUCGGGGGAUGAUCGCGAUCGCUUGCUGAGACUGGUGGUGCCCGAAACCAAUCUGACAUCCUGCAACACUAUCACACUACGCUGGAAGGCGGACAUCAGGGAGUGGGGCGUACCUACCAGCGGAUCAGGGAUCACUUCCACUGAAGAGGAUUAUAUCGGAGGAAAUGUGGGGGAAUGCGUGAACUGUGAAACGGGAAAAGGAAAACCCGUGAUCCGGAGUGAAUCACCAGGGAACCUGCAGGCGACGUACCCGUUCCAGAUCAUUGCGAUGGAUCCCAUACCGUCGCUGCCUAGAUCCCGCAAGGGGAACACUGAGUUAUUGAUCUGGGUCGAUCUGUUCACAGGAUACUUGAUCGCGAAAGCUAGCUCGUCCCGGUCGGUCCCGGAAUCGUACGAAGAGUGUGUAUUGCGACGUUUCGGUGCCAUCGAGAUGAUCCGGCAUGAUCGAGAACCGGGAUUCAUGUCCGACUUCUUCCGGGCGUUUAACAAGAUCAUGGGACAACGGCAGCAAGCGACGAUGGCAUAUCGGCCGAAAGCCAACGGGAUCGCACAAAGAAUGGUGCAGACUGCGACCAGGGCACUCAAGAUGUACGUUCGCGAUCUCGAUCAGGAAUAUUGGGAUGAGUAUGCUGAGCAACUUACCUUCACGAUCAACAUGGCCCACGAUAGGAUUCGAGGUGAUAUCCCCCAUUAUCUGGUGCAUGGGUGGGAUCCGAGAUCGACGUUGGAGGCUACCCUGCCAGUCGGGUGCACCAGGCGGCGCGAUCGAGACGCACGAAGGUGGCGUUAUCGGGUCCAACGACAUUAUCAUCAGUCGCGGGAGCAAGUCAACGUUAGAUUGAGAGAAGCCAUCGCGGAUUGGGCCUUUCGACACAACGAGGAUGUCGGAUCGCACCAGAUCGAAGCCGGAUCUCGCAUCUGGUUAUACCUAGAUCGGGUGAAGGAAGGAUACGCGCGGAAAUUGGCUCACCUUUCGCACGGGCCGUUUCGGCUCGAUAUCGCAGGUACCGGGUACCCGAUCUUCCCAGUAGUUCACGUGUCGAAGCUGAAAUUGGUCAAGGACUUUCCGGAUCGGCCGCGAAUAGAACUCACGGUGGACGAAUCGGAUCGCCUCGACUUCGAUGAGAUCCUGCUUCCGGAGAACAGCUGGGUCCCAGAUCUCGGAGGCAACGAGUACGAAGUCGAACGUAUCUCGGACGUACAAAGUGGGAAGAAAACGCGAUUCGGUCGGAUCUACCGAGAGUUUCUGGUGCAUUGGGUAGGAUAUAACGAGCUGACCUGGGUCGACGAAGCCGAUCUCAACUGCGGAGCGAUACUGAACACCUUCCUACGGGAACAUGCGAAUCGUAAUCGCUUCAACGUGAUGCAAUCACAUGAAGAGGAGUAA